AUGUCUACGGGAACUAAAUUCAACCCCAAGGACGUCUGCAACUGGUGCCUUAAGGAAUUAGGCAAGGAUAAUCUUCGCGCCUGCGGAGGAUGUCGGAUGGUCCGCUACUGCUCCAGAAACUGCCAGCGAGGGGCAUGGAAAACGCAUAAAUUCAGUUGCUCGCAGAACCAGCAGCUUAUAGACAGUCUCAAGGAUGAUCCGGUACAAGAGUCUUUCAACGCGCUCCUCACUCGCUGGUUGACGGUAUGGAAACCGUUCUUUGUUAUGCAUGGACCAAUUGCGUAUGAUAUGGCGAACACCCCGAGGAACAGAAUGGAGACUCACUGUGUAGUCUACGACCUCGUGUCACGUCCAGGUGAGAAGGACAUCGCAAAGGCAUUCAGGAUGGUAGGCGGUGGCUGUGUACUCAAGACCACAUGGGCAGACCGUCUACGUGCCGACGGCAACGGAGAAUUCGCCGACAACUUCCUAGCAGACAACCGCGGUCAAGAUACCGCGUUACUCUGCUUCUGGGUCGUAAAACACGACGAGCCAGGCCAAGGCUUGGUCCGACAGCUGUACUUCACCAUGCGCGAUGGUGGAGACUCUUACCGUCAAUUUGACAAGGAAACCUCGGCUACCCUUGCUCAAGGAUGGGCAGAGGCGACGGCGUACACUAUCGAAAUAGGCGACCAUACCAAGCUCUUGAAACCGUCUGAGUAUCAGUCCAAGAAGGCGAAGGCGCUGAAGUCCUCCAAGUGA
This is a messenger RNA of Peniophora sp. CBMAI 1063, 741 nucleotides long. Lineage: Eukaryota; Fungi; Basidiomycota; Agaricomycetes; Russulales; Peniophoraceae. The record is from the annotation of a GenBank genome assembly.